AUGGACAAGGAUGGGAACAUCCUUUUAGUGCUGUAUGCUUCAAUUGUUGACACUUUGACAUUAUGUUUGGGCACACUAUUGACAAAUGAUUUGGCAUUUGCUUGGAAGGCAUUUAUUCAAGAGGGUCUUCGGGUCUUUCUACAAGGAUUGGAGAAAGAUGUUCCGAAACGUGCUAGUGAAGUUGAUAGACUGAAGUUCAAAGAUCUGAACUUUGGGAAGAAGCGCCAAAAGGCUGAAGAGCCAGAGAGUUGGAUAGAUCGUAUACCAACAACAGAAGAGCAACAAGCAGCUAUCAAGAUUCAAGCAUGCUACAGAGGUUACUGGCAGCACAAGAUUUGGCUGACUGUCACUCAAGAUUCACCUCAGCACAAAAAAGCAUGUAAACUACUUGAGGAGUGCCUUGAAGUUGUUAUAAAAAAUGCUGAGUUGACAGCAUUGACUCUGUUUCAAACCAUGUUUAAGAAAGAUCCUCAGCUGUUGAUCAAGUUUCCGUUCAAAGAUGAUGAAUGGUCUCGUGUCUGUUUUAAAGAUCACACUGGGAAUUACAAAGAGCAACAACCCAAUUCCAUAUUUUUGAUGUUCAGAGAAACAUUUUACGCUCGACGUGGUGUUCUUGUUGUUCCUCAUUUGUAUACAUCUGUUUCCACUGCUUGUCUUCGUGUGUUUAACAAUGACACAGGAGAGGAAAUACCGAGGGUUUUCAAGCAGGUCACACCACAUGUCUAUCUGAGGAACAAACAAGGCUACACAUUUGUUGCUGAAGGCCGUGCAUGGAACGAGCCGGUACUUGAAGGCACUUGUCGACUGAGGUUGAUGGGAUCAGAAGAGACACUUCUCAGGCCCAAACACCAAGAAAUUGCCAACUGUGAAUUUUGUUCAAAAGAAGUGCAAGAAUAUUACUUGCCAACAAAAGACUACGAAUUUGUCAGGCAUGCAGUAAAGGUUGCUGAAGACAUGGUUGUCACAAUUCGACUGAGAACAUCUAAACAGUCGGCUUAUUUCAAACUGCAGAUUUUAGACACUAUCAAUGGUUAUGACCAAGAAUUGAUAUCAGUGUCUGGAAGAGGCCAUGCUGUUAUUCCAGCGUUUACUUUUCUCAAAGAUGGAGUCCGUUGUGAAUCUGCCAUGUCAUACUUUUUUGAAGACUCUCCAAGUCCAGAGACUGUACCUGAGGAUGAAAAUAUAGUGGACGAUAUAACAAACAAAGAAGCAGAAAAUGAAGAUGGAAAUAAACCAGACAACGAUGAAGUACAAAAUGAAACAGAAAAUAGAGCAGAAAAUGGCACGCAACAGAAUGAAGCAAAAGAUGAAGCAGAAAAUAAUGAAGAUGCUGCAGCCAACAAAGACUAUUCUGAAACACGCAGUUGUGCUGAAGGGCUGAGCAAUAGAAUGUCAGCGCAAGGUCAAGCUGAACCAAGAGAAAUAGGGUUGUUUGACAUACUUGAUGAAAACGAUGAAGAUACCUUCAACAUGGAAGUAAAAGAAGAUUGCCUUGACAUCAAAGAAGUAAAGCAAGGAGACCAUUCUGGAAACAAUAACAUAGAGCCUGAAGAUGAUGAAGCCAAGUGUUCUGGACCUGUGGAAGAAGGACUUGAGAAUUUAGAACAUGGAUAUGGCCAAUUUGAAAGGCACAAGUACAUUAUUCGAGCUGUGAUUGAAUGGAACAGUUGGAGUGAAUCAGAGAGUGGAUGGGAUCACUAUAGCAUAGAAAAAGCAAAGGAAAGCCAAGUUGCCAACCAGGACCUUCCUGUUAAAGUGCUAUCUUCGACUGUACGUGACAUGGCACCGUCUGUCACAGGAAGGAAAACAGCAACACGGAGAUCAUCGUCUGCUUUUGGGAAAAAAACACCAACAUGGAAGAAAGCAAAGGGACCCUUAAACCCUGCUAUAGGGAAGUUUGACACGUCUGUAGCUCAUUGGACAAUGGAGCUAGUGAUGGCUGAAGACCAGCAAACAUUUUUGGACAUUACAAAAGACAACGAGAGAGAUAAUCAGAUUCAAAGCAUAAAAAGUGGAUGGGAGGCAGCUAAUCCUGGAAGGGCUGUACUUGCCAAUUGUCUACGUCGGGCAUAUCUUGAUAUACAUGGCAGUACGUCCGUGAGACAAAACAAUGGAAUACCUUCCAGCGUGUUGUGUCCUGUGGUAGUUGAUGAAGGCAACGAUUCUACAAAACCUACAGAACAAAAAGAGAUUGCAAUAUCAGAGAUAAAGAAGAGUCACCAAACUCGACGUAUUAGCUCAGACAAACAACGGCCAAGGCGGAAGUCUAGUAGACUGGGUCUCUUUUCACCAUUGACUGUACCACAACGCAAAUCAACUCCACAACGCAUAUCAACUCCACAACUCAAACCAACUUUUCAGGACCUUUCACCCUUUCAUACUCGUCAACAAAUAAUACAAACAGAUUUUUCACAGUUUAUCAAGUCAUGUCCAAAAGAGGUCAAACCAAGGCUACUGGAUGAAACUGAAAAGCUCAAACGAUCGGCAAAUUACGAAAAAGAAGCACAAGAGUUUUCGUCUUUCAGAAAUAUGGUUUAUGAGGAGAGACAGAAAGAAAAGGAGAGACGCAAGGAAGCAAAGAGAAUUCAACUGGAUUUGGGCGAGAAGAGACAGAGGGAGAUCAAUGAAGUCAGGACUAGACUUAACAAGAUGCGUGAAUCUUAUCAUCUCAAAUAUCUAGAGGAACAGCAAAAGAGAGAACUUGCAAUGUUUGGUCCAGACUCUGAAUCAGGAAGUUCUCAACAAGAGCUUGAUUCAACGCCAACUGUUCAGAAAGGCAAAGCAUUGUAGCUGGGAGUGUGAGACUAUCAUUUUAUCAAUUGUUAUAUGAGUUUUACAAAGUUUUACUAUCAUAUAUUAUCAGAGGGAUGUUAUGCCUACUCAGUGCUAGUGGAAUUGCCGUUGAUGGAUUUUAAACAUUUUAGUUUUUAUGUAUUGCACGUGUAGGUACACUGUAUUUUAUCUUAUCAGAUCGUUUUACAAAGCUGUAAUUGAUUGACACAGAAACAAGA
Molecule: messenger RNA, 3011 nt
Organism: Corticium candelabrum
Lineage: Eukaryota; Metazoa; Porifera; Homoscleromorpha; Homosclerophorida; Plakinidae
Product: androglobin-like
Exons: 17
Coding region: 1-2790 (929 amino acids)
Molecular function (GO): protein binding
Source: RefSeq, a predicted model, not a curated record